UGGUGCUGAUCCGGGUCUCUGUCCAUGGUGCUGAAGCCGCGGUGCUGAUCCCGCGGAGCUGAAGCUGGUCCCGUCCCGCGGAGCUGAGGACCGGACUGUGUCUGGAGCUGACCCCGCGGAGCUGGACCUGCGGCCGGGCCUGGAGGAGCCGGAGGAGCCGGGGCCCCGGGAGCUGCGGCGGAGCUGAGGCGGGGAUUCAGCGGCCUGUGAGCGGCCUGUGAGCGGCCUGUGUGUCGGUGUUCCGCCGGAGAUGAGGCCGCGGAGGGGGAGGGGAGGCCAGUAGAAGAUGAGUCAAGACCCGGAAGAAACCAGAACCAGAACCAGAUCCAAAGGAAUCCGGGCAGAACCAGAACCGGCCGGUCCGGAGAUGAAGCUGGAGAUCAGCAGCAGCUGUCCAACCCCCGGAUGUGACGGUAAAGGCCACGUCAGCGGAAGAUACUCCCGACACCGAAGCGUCCUCGGCUGUCCCAUCGUGAAGAAGAGGAAGCUGGAAGAGGCCGAAGCCGAAGAAAACACGUCCACGGCGAAGAGGAAGAACCAGCCGUCCAGACGGAUGGAGGAGGACGGAGACUCGGCGGAGGAGACGAGAGACGAGGAAGAGGAGGAGACGAAGAACGAAGGAGGAGGAGCCACAGAAUCAACCAAACCGGUCUGCUCACUAGAGACGACUGAAGAGACAGAGAUAUCCGUUCUUCCAGACGGCGACGCCGAGAACCGAAGCGUCUCAGAGACCGAGAACAAACCAGGUUCCCAGGUGGAACCAGAACCAGAACCAGAACCGGAACCAGAACCACAACCGGCCGGCGAUCAUCCAGACAAGACUCCAGAGACGAGGGCCGAGGAAGAGGAGGAGGAGGAGGAGGAGGAGGACCAGCCGUCAGAUCCUACUGCAGAGGAGACUGUGGUGACUGUGGACGAGCAGAGAGACGACGAGGAAGACGAGGCAGACGAAGACGAGGAAGAAGAAGAAGAAGAAGAGGAAGAAGAAGAGGAACAGGAAGUGACGGCUGUGGAAGAGAGAGAGUUAGGAAGACGGAUCAUGAGGCAGGAGAACUCGGACCACCAGUACACGAGCGGAGACUACAACCUUCAGAACAAAGAGUCCAAACGGCGGCCGGAGGAAGAGGAGGAGGAGGAGGAGGAAGAGGAGGAAGAGGAAGAACAGGACGGAGGAGGAGAAGUGGGGACGCCGUACGACAUGAGUCCGUCUACUCAGGGAUCUGAAGCCGCCGUCGUGUCACUCAGGGAGGAAAAGGUCCGAGCCGAGGAAGAGGAGGACGAAGAGGAGAGAGAGGAAGAGGAGGAUGAGAGGCAGGAGAAGGAGGACAGUGAAGUGGUAGAAGAGGAGGAGGAGGACUCCAGCAAGGCCUCUCCGAGCACGGUGGUGAUAGAAGUCCGGUCUGAGGAUGACGACGAGGAGGAAGAGGAAGAGGAGGAGGAAGAGGAAGAUGAGGAGGAGGAGGAGGAAGAGGAGGAGGAGGAGGAAGAGGAGGAGCAUGACCGGGCCUCGGAGGGGUCAGGGGUCACCGACGACUCUGAGAACUGGGACAUGACCCGGGGGAACCUGGGCCUGCUGGAGCAGGCCAUCGCCCUGAAGGCCGAGGAGGUGCAGGGGGCCUCGCCGGGGGCCUCGCUGGGGGCCUCGCUGGGGGCCUCUCCGGGGGUCUCUCCGGGGGCCUCGCCGGGGGCCACGCCGGGGGCCUCGCCGGGGACCACGCCCCGCAGCUCGCCGGACUACCAGCCCUACGCCUCCCCGGGCAAGGCCUGCGAGGCCGGGAUGCCCCGCCGCCACACUAGCUACAGCAAAGACAAGAAGGAGGUGAAGUGUCCCACCCCCGGGUGUGAUGGGACGGGUCAUGUGACCGGGUUGUACCCUCAUCACCGCAGCCUGUCUGGGUGUCCUCACAAAGACCGGAUCCCCCCAGAGAUCCUGGCCAUGCACGAGAACGUGCUGAAGUGUCCGACGCCCGGCUGCACCGGCCAGGGACACGUGAACAGCAACCGCAACACACACCGCAGCCUGUCCGGCUGUCCCAUCGCCGCCGCCACCAAGCUGAACAAGAGCCAGGACAAGCAGGUGCACUUGCAGGCUGCGUCCAGCGAGCCGUCGUCCAACUCCGACCGAGUCCUCAGGCCCAUGUGCUUCGUGAAGCAGCUGGAAAUCCCCCAGUACGGCAGCUACCGGCCCAACGCCGUCACCACCACGCCGCGGGCUAACCUAGCCAAGGAGCUGGAGAAGUACUCCAAGGUUUCCUUCGACUACGCCAGCUUCGACGUCCAGGUGUUCGGCAAGAGGAUGAUCGCGCCGAAGAGCCCCGGCACCGCCGACUCCUCGCCCAAGGCCUUCAAGCCGAAGCCGUUCCCGAAGGCGUCGUCUCCGAGCAACAGCGUGUCUGGAGGAUUCAAGGGCAGCUUGUCCUCCAGCAGCUACGACUACAGCCAGGACGCCGAGGCGGCGCACAUGGCGGCCACCGCCAUCCUGAACCUGUCCACGCGCUGCUGGGAGAGGCCCGAGAGCCUGACGCCGCGGGAGCCCUGCAAGGAGUCGGACAUCGAGGUGGACGAGAACGGCACGCUGGACCUCAGCAUGAAGAAGGCCAAGAAGGACGGCAUGCAGUCCCCCGAACCCUCGUCUUCCUCGUCCUCGUCCUCCCAGCACGUGGGGGCGGGGCCUCCGCAGGGCCACGCCCACCCGGAGUGGGAGGAGCCUCUGGACUUCACCAAGACGGGCGGAGUCAAGGAGGAAGACCGGGAGGAGAUGGACUACGCACCUCCGUCCUACACGUCCUCCGAGGCCGAGGACGAGGACCAGGACCAGGACAACCUGGACAACCUGGAGGGCCUGGAGAGCCUGGAGAGCCUGGAGAGCCUGGAGGACAGGAAGUAUCCUGGAGAAGUCACCAGCUCCAGCUUCAAGCUCAAGUUCCAGCCCAAAGACAGCAAGAAAGACGUCCUGGUAUGUCCCACACCAGGAUGUGAUGGAAGCGGACACAUCACUGGGAACUACGCCUCGCACCGCAGUCUGUCAGGCUGUCCUCUCGCUGAUAAAUCCCUUCGGACCCUCAUGGCUGCCCACACAGCUGAGCUGAAGUGUCCCACGCCGGGCUGUGACGGAUCCGGCCACAUCACGGGAAACUACGCCUCGCACCGAAGCUUGUCCGGAUGUCCGCGAGCCAAGAAAGGAGGAAUCAAGACGACCCCGACCAAGGACGACAAGGACGACUCUGAGCUGCUGAAGUGUCCGGUUCCGGGCUGCGACAGCCUGGGCCACAUCAGCGGGAAGUACGCCACCCACCGCAGCGCCUACGGGUGCCCGCUAGCCGCCCGCCGGCAGAAGGAGGGGCUUCUGAACGGGACGCCCUUCUCCUGGAAGGCCUUCAAGACCGAGGGGCCCACCUGCCCCACGCCGGGCUGCGACGGCUCCGGCCAUGCUAACGGCAGCUUCCUCACGCACCGCAGUCUCUCAGGUUGUCCCCGGGCUUCAGCCAACAAGAAGAAGGUGAGGUUACCGGGAGACGAGUACAUCACUGCAAAGUUCCGGGCCAGUGACGUUCUGGACAACGAUGAAGACAUCAAGCAGCUCAACAAGGAGAUCAACGACCUGAACGAUUCCAACUCAGAGAUGGAGACGGACAUGUUUAACCUGCACACGCAGAUCUCGUCGAUGGAGAAGAACCUGAAGAACAUGGAGGAGGAGAACAAGCAGAUGGAGGAGAAGAACGAGGCUUUGUUCCUGGAGCUGUCGGGCCUGAGCCAGGUUCUGAUCCAGAGUCUGGCCACGAUCCGGCUGCCCUCCAUGCAGGAGCCGCUAACGGAUCAGAACUUCGACUCGUACGUGGACACGCUGACCCACAUGUUCACCAACAAAGACUGCUACCAGAACCCGGAGAACCGGGCCCUGCUGGAGUCCAUCAACCAGGCGGUGAAGGGGAUCGAGGUGUGACCCGGCCCGGCCCGGCCCGGGUCCUUAACGGGUCGUUACCGGGUCCUUAACGGGUCGUUAACGGCGGUGGAACCGCUCCAUCCUUCCCUGUUGAGCUGCAUUUUGUAAUAACGGUGCAUUUUGUAAUAAAUGUUGUUAUUGCAUUUUGAGAAGGUUAUUAUAAAAUGCACUUGCAACUUUUUUUAGGAAAUGUAAAAACAUGGUGCAUUAUGUAAUAAUACCUAUUAUUAUUGUUUGUUUAACAAUGAAUUUAUACAAGAGUGACUUUUGUUGUUUUUAUGCAAUUUCCCUUAGAGCUUUGUAGCCCAAUAAAUCUAUGUAUAAACUCCAAAUAUAACUUUAGUUUCCUAUUUGAAGUUUGGAAUUAUACAGGCCAAUAACAAACAAAUAAACUAUGCUUUACAAUUGUUAUUACAUAAUGCACCGUGUUAUUACAUUUUCUAGAGAAUAAAAAAGUUGCAAGUGCAUUUCGUAAUAAUCUUCUCAAAUUGUAAUAACUUAUUACAAAAUGUGUUGGGGAAGUUUAUUACAAAAUGAAAUGACAAAGUUAUUACAUUUUGGACGUUUAUUACAAAACGCGGCUCAUCUUUCCCUCCGGACUUUCACACUAAACUCCUGUCUUUUUGGAUUUUUGUCCUCCGUUCCUGCGUUUCUUUCCUGUUUGCAUGUUGCUUUUCGACAGUGUGACUGUGAACAGAUAUGUGCAGGAAUCUCUGUAUGUCGGGCGAGCCAGUGCAGAACAAAGUGGGCGUGGCGGCCGGGGGCGGGGCUACGGCGGCCGGGGCGGGGCU
Molecule: messenger RNA, 4734 nt
Organism: Cololabis saira (Pacific saury)
Lineage: Eukaryota; Metazoa; Chordata; Actinopteri; Beloniformes; Belonidae
Product: myelin transcription factor 1-like
Exons: 23
Coding region: 287-3943 (1218 amino acids)
Biological process (GO): regulation of transcription by RNA polymerase II
Cellular component (GO): nucleus
Molecular function (GO): RNA polymerase II cis-regulatory region sequence-specific DNA binding; DNA-binding transcription factor activity, RNA polymerase II-specific; zinc ion binding
Source: RefSeq, a predicted model, not a curated record